This is a messenger RNA of Thermothielavioides terrestris NRRL 8126, 1720 nucleotides long. RefSeq lists its product as uncharacterized. Lineage: Eukaryota; Fungi; Ascomycota; Sordariomycetes; Sordariales; Chaetomiaceae. The transcript has a single exon. Bases 437 to 1402 code for a protein of 321 amino acids. The record is from RefSeq and is a predicted model, not a curated record.
CGGAACAUCUCUUUCCCUCUCCCUCCCCGCGCGGGGCUGACAAAGUUGAUUCAACCGUCACAUCGCCACAUCGCCGACACCGUGUCCGGUUGUUCCGGGCAAUGCUUAUGCAAAUGACAUCAUCCCGACAUUUGGAUCGCGCGUCUCCGCGUCUUUUUGUAUAACAACAGCCGCAAACAGGCGGAGCGCCAUCUUCGUGCACAGCAAUUGCACAACGGAGUCGUCCGUCUGGAAUGCGUCCGGAUCCGUUAGCGCACUGCAACACGACCAUCACGCAAAGGCACUGAGACGACCCAUAUAUAAGUAGACUGCUCCGCGUCUGAGCGAGUUGGGAGAUUAGGUAUCGUCAGCUGUCAAGCGGCACACCCUGAGCUCCCCGUCAGCCCCACCUGACUUACUCACACCAACAUCACGCCACUUACACAAGUCCGCCACAAUGACCAAGAUCGUCACCGUCGUCGGCGCCACGGGUGCCCAGGGCAGGGCCGUGGUCAACGCCUUCCUCAACAACCCGGCCUACAAAGUCCGCGCCAUCACGCGCAACCCGUCGGGCGCCGCCGGCCAGGCGCUGGCCGCCAAGGGCGCCGAGGUCGUGUCGGCGGACCUCAACGACCUCGAGGGCCUGACCAAGGCCUUCGCCGGCUCGCACGUCAUCUUCGGCAUGACCAACUUCUUCGAGCCCUUCAUCGCGCACCAGGACCCCAUCAAGGCCAUGGAGGUCGAGGUGCAGCAGGGCACCAACCUCGCGCGCGCGGCCGCCGCCACGGCGACGCUCGAGCACUACAUCUGGAGCACGCUGCCCAACGCGCUGGCCGUGUCGGCCGGCAAGUACCUGGUGCCGCACUUCGAGGGCAAGAACCGCGUGGACGCCUACAUCCGCGAGCGCGAGCCCGCCCUGCUGCGCAAAACCACCUUCCUCUGGGUCGGCUUCUACAGCACCAACUACGCGUUCCCCAUGUACACGCCCUACCCGAUCCCGACCGCCGGCAAGCACGUGCAGUUCGCCAACUUCGCGCCCGACACGCCCAUUAGCUCCAUCGGCGACGUCGCCGUCAACCUGACGCCCUUCGUCCGGGCCGUCGUCGAGCAGCGCGCCCGCACCGCCGGCGGCGCCAUCGUGCUUGCUGUUAGCAGCGUGACGACCGCCGCCGACAUGCUCCAGACGUGGGCCCGGGCCAGGGGCGUCCAGGCCCAGAUCGUGCGCGUCAGCGGCCGGGACUACCGCGACCUCUGGCCGCUGUGGGCCGACGAGAUCGGCAUCAUGAACGAGUACUGGGACGAGUACCGCGAGAAGAGCUGGUCUGACCCCGCCGGCGCCAAGGUGCUCACCAAGGAGGACCUGGGCGUGCAGGAUGCCGAGCUGCAGAGCCUGGAGGUGGCGUUCAAGGCGCUGGAGCUGUGAAUCGGUGUUGAUUAGCCGGUGGUGCGUUUCUGGUUUUGUUGUUGCGUAACGAGUGAGCGGAGAGCAGGUAAUUACACAGAAAUUUAAUUAUUUGUUGACUUGGAGAACUUGGACCGGCGUUGGGGGCCGCGCCGUUACGCUUCGGAUUUCGGGAAACCGGCCUUUCUCGCUAACACCGACAAUUCGACAAUGCUCGGUUUUGUCUUCGCAACUCCUGGUCAAGUCCUACCGUGCCUUCGGUCUAUUUAUCUUGAAUGUCCUAGCAAGGCACCACAAUGUUUCACUUGUUUAAGUUUGCCUAGCGGCAAUUGUUCAGCC